AUCACAAUGACGCCACGCAUUUUAUUAACAAACACUUGUCGACAAAAUUAGUUAGUUGUCCAUUAAAAGAGUCUAUUUUGAAAUAUAUUUGUAAUUUGAAUGACUCAAAUUAUUGACACGUUUACUCAGAAAGCAUUAUUUUAUUCAAUGCUUUCAUUGAAUUUACACUAAUGUCUGAACGUGCCUGGCGACCUCACUGAAACCGUUACUCAACACUAAGAAAAAACUAAAACUGCUGCAGAAAAUUGUAAUUACAGGACAUAACUUUACUCGUUUCAAUGGAUACGAACGCUAGCAGCAGCAGCAGCAGCAGCAACAGCAGCAGCGGCAGCAACGAUGAGCAGCCCAGCAAGACGCCAGCCGAGACAGAGGCCAAUGCAACUUCUGUGCCUAUGGAUACGCUCGAGGCCCCGCCCAGCGGCACCACCAACUCCAGCUCCAAGACGCUUAAGCGGUGCGUCAGCGUGCCCAUCAUACGAACGUUGCCGGGUAAACCGACGCCCAUGACUACACGCGCCGCCGCAGCAGCUGCCGCGGCUGCCAAAGAGCAGACACCAAAGAAGAAGCAACAGCCGCAGCAGCGCACCGACUCCUGUGGCAGCAGCAUCUGCUCCACUUUCAGCCUGAGCUCUGGCGCAGGCAUUGAUUGCUUUGGCAAAAGUAUACACAUACGCUCGCAGCCCAACUCCCGGGAAGUUUCGCCGGCGCCGGUGUUCAAUCCAUUUACGCCACGUGCGCGUCGCUACUCGGCCAGCUACAGUCCAGCGCUGAACGGUGCUGGUGGCAGCCUGGGUGCAACUCUGUGCCUGACGCCACGCGUCUCGCAGCUGCGGCAGGAAGAAUGUGCCGAUCUAAAUAGCCGCGAAGUUAACCAUGAGCGUGAGGUGCAUCGCGAAAUUCAAAUCUCACAGAGCUGGGAGGAUCUCACACUGGUGACAGAGAACUGGUCAUGCAAAUCGGAUGAGCUCUCCAAUCCGCUGCAGACGAUGCUGCCCACUGGCAGCAGCAAUAGCACCAGCUGCUCCAGUCCCAGUCCCACCAGCAAUCGCGCCGGCAUACGUCCGCCCUACUCACCCUCGCCGACGCGUCGCACGUUCGCCACACGGCGUUCCAUGUCACCCAUUCCGAUGCGACCAUCAUCUCUGGCGCCCGUCAAGCGUAAAUUCGAGCUGGAGGACAAUAAUCCAGGCGUCAGCAACUGGAGCGUCUACUCCCCGCCGCCGCCCAAGAAGAUCUUCACUGAUAGUCGCGGCUCAUCACCUGUGUGCCAAUCGCCCUCGUCUGUGUGCCCCAGCCCCGACUCGGGCACCUAUGACGGGCGCAUUACGCCGAAGCUGUUUAUAUCGAAGCUAUGCACAAACAACAAUGCCGGCGGUAAUAACAACAGCAGCAGCAGUGGCUGCCCCUCACCUGUGUCCGCCUCGCCCAGCAGCGUUCUGCCUGGGAAUGGACUGGAUGGCAUAUGUCUGGCGGGCGGCAGUCAAAGUCAGAGCAUCGACGAAGGCAUCUCUAUACCGGAAAGUGAGACAAACACUUGUCGCAGUCGUACCUCAUCCAUAUUGUCGACGGCCUCGUCGAGCAGUGCGCUCGGUGGUCCCCAACUGCUGGUCAAUGAUAUGGUGGACGAUGCCACGUUAAUGGAUGAUGCCAAGAGCGAGACGUCAUCGAUUGGUGGCUGUUCCACCAUCAGCAUUGAAUCAUCCUCGUGCGACAGUGGCGCCAAGACGGGGGCCACCUUUCUAAAUCGACUGGUUGUCGACGACAGCUGCUCUCCGCUUGCCCAGAAGAGUUUCUACAUCAACAAGCAGGGCUUCUCCGGGGCCAAGAAGUUCAUAGUUAACCAUGAAAAGCUGGGCACAUCUCUGGAGACCAGCAAGGCCAGCAAACAGGAUGUGCAGCAAAAGCUUUAAGCGAUCCCAAACAUCGCACUGUACCAUAGAUAACCUGCAGCCGCUUUUACCCUGUCUAAUUUGUAUAUGCCGCUACCACCUAGUUAUAUACGUAGCUCUUAUGAUGGCACCAAUCAAGCGUUAUUCUAACCCAGCACCCACCCAAUGUCCCGAGCUUUAUUUAGUUCGCCUUAGGUUUAAGUAAUGUACAUAAUUAAGUUGUUUAAUGCCAGAUCGUUUAUAUAUUUGCAUAUCAUCAUUAUAACCUGCCCGCACUAUUCAAUAUCAUCCUGUACAUCUUCAUAUACUGUUAGCAACGUUUGUGUUUUGAUAUGUUUAUGGCGCAAUCCGAUGAACCCGAUCCCUGAUCCGUAUCCCCAUCCCUUAAGCGUGUAUGUCUCAUGCAGUUUCGAUAUAUGAUAUACACACUUAUGAAAUAGACACCACAUUUUUUUAAUAUAACUAUAUACAUAUAUAUACAAAUAUAUAUAUAUACUUAGGUAUAUUUAGCCCUAUUUACGGUACACUUAGUUAUUAGCCCGCUUAGAUUAUAGUACCAAUCCAAUUUUGCCAAAUAUGUUUCU
Drosophila hydei is the source of this 2473-nucleotide messenger RNA. Its product is annotated as flocculation protein FLO11. Gene Ontology annotation, molecular function: protein serine/threonine phosphatase inhibitor activity. The coding region runs from base 279 to 1910 and encodes 543 amino acids. NCBI's taxonomy places the organism in Eukaryota, Metazoa, Arthropoda, Insecta, Diptera, Drosophilidae. The transcript has 3 exons. The record is from RefSeq and is a predicted model, not a curated record.